GACACAGUUAUAAGGCAUCUUACCAAACUCAAAAAGCGGUUCGAUGAUUACUUUCGAGAUCUUGAUUCACAUAAUGUCAGUUGGGUUGUAGAUCCCUUUAAAUGUGAAAUUGCUGAUGCACCAGAAAAGCCUCAAGGUUUGGCAGAGGCACUUUUUGAACUUCGAUCCAAUAAUGAAGAACGUAUUGAAUUUGAAAACAAAGCAGAUCUGUCAUAUUUUCAGAUGUUAAGAGCUGCAAAUGCUUUCAAAAUUGCACAUGAGGAGGCAGUCAAAAAGCUGCCCUUUGCAACAAUCUACCUUUGCGAACAAGGAUUUUCCACUCUACUGAACAUAAAAACAAAGUAG
Messenger RNA from Cryptotermes secundus, 345 nucleotides. Its product is annotated as protein ZBED8-like. The record is from RefSeq and is a predicted model, not a curated record. The transcript has a single exon. NCBI's taxonomy places the organism in Eukaryota, Metazoa, Arthropoda, Insecta, Blattodea, Kalotermitidae. The annotation marks the transcript as partial.